GCAUAUCUCACCCUUCUCCUUGAAUUUCUCUAAAGCAAAGGACUUCACAUGAUUCAUGUGGCAAGAUCACCAGAGUUCUCCAACUGUGGAAGUAUUAAUUCAAUUUCUCUGCACGGAUCCACCGAUCAAGACCUGAGUACCAUGACUGGAGGCAGAAGCAGGCAAAGGUCUCACUCCUAUUACAGCCCAGAGGACUGGAAGAAUUAUUGUGUGCAGACACAGACUGACAACAUCUUCCUGAGACCUCGUUCCAGGUCUUUUUACAGUUAUGAAACAUCGGAGCAUGUCAACUAUUUGGGAAGCGGCGCCCUAUCCAGUCCGCUACAGCAGAAGGCGAUCAUUUUGCAACAUCCUGUGAGCAAAAAUGAAAAGUCCAAGUCUAAACCCAACAAGCACUCACUCUCAAGAGAUCUUCAUGGCAGCAAAGGCAGUCUUAAGUCCGUGUCCAUGAUGACUAUCUCAGAGUUAGACAACUGGGAGAUCUGUUCCAGCUCUGGGAUGAAAUAUGGUCAGUUUGUGGACUGGGAGAAAAUUGACCCAGAAGCUGCGGCACGGUACCAGCAGAUAUUGGAGAGCGAACACCACCAGCUGAAAGCCAUGGGCCGAGAAGGAUUCUGGGCUAUGCCUCAUACAUUGAGAGCAAAGGCUUACUAUCACAUCAUCCAUGGUAUUCAUUCCAGGUGUGUCACACCUGAAAGAGAUGUCUACUAUGAACUGAGCAAGAAGCUCUUUGGAGAACAAAAACUCAGCACCCACCCAGUUCCAGAGUACAUGGAGGCUGGAGAAAUACCAAGGUACUGUCUCAACAAAGCGGGUCUGAAUUCUGUUAAAAAGAUUCUUCUCUGUCUUGGGAGAUACUUCCCAGAUAUGAACUUCUGCCCCAUCCUUCCUGCUUUGGUCUCACUCAUCUUACACUUCAGCCAAGAUGAAGCUGAAUGCUUCUACAGUGUUUCCAGACUGAUUUGCUAUGAUGACCCUAACAAGCGCUACAUUGAUCAGACCUUCCUCACGUACCGAGCCUCGUGCAUGACCUUCGGAGACCUUGCUAACAGAUGUUGCCGGGGCAUCCGUAAGCUGAUUGCCAGCUCUCACCAGAACCUUUUUGAGUUUUACUCUGACUGGAUCAUGUGGAUCUUUGCUGAUCUUCCAUUCACAUAUGCUAUUAGAGUACUGGAUGUCUACCUAUUGGAGGGCUACAAGGUCCUUUACAGGGUGGCAUUGACUUUGCUCAGCCUCUACAAAGUGUCGGUGUCAUCUCGAGUUGCAGAUGUGGAGGAUUUCCGAACCGAUAUGAAAAGGUUUGUGCAGAACGUAAAUCGUCACUGCACGGCUGAGAAUCUACUGGAACGAGCCUUCAUGGUUCCGAUUGCAACAAGGAGAGAGCUCAAUCUUCUGUUCAAAGCCAAUAAGGUCUCUCUCAUGCAAAAAGGGGUCAGCAUCCACCAGAAAAGGCAGUCAGUGGACACAGUGGACUUCAACAACCUAAACUCAAGUGUUGUAACAGGGACUGAGAUGAGAGUGGUCUGGGCCUGGAUACCGGAGCGCUUUGCUCUUUUCAGUCCCAUUAAGCUGUUUUGUAAAACAGAUCAUGGAGGAAGUCUUGCAUCAUUCUAUUCUCAUGUGGAGGGACACGAACCUGCAGUGUUGAUCAUCAAAACUGUGGAUGAAGAGGUUUUCGGUGCCUUCAUUUCAACAGAUAUGACAGAGAGGCACAAAUAUGAAUUGAAUAAACUCACAUAUUUUGGAACCUGUGAAUGUUUUGUUUUCACGCUCCGUCCCAGCAUGGAGCGCUACCAACGAGCCAUGGUCAACAUCAUGACAAGGAGAGUGUCCCCUCAGCAGGCUCAGGACAUCCCUCCGACUGCUUCCAGCAUGACUCUGACUUGUCCAGCUGGUACGCCCCAGAACCCUAGCUUCUUGACCAUUCCUUUCACCGCCCCCUCUGAGGAACUGAUGACUGCUAAAGAGCCAAAGAGAUCCAAGGAACAAGAAGCCUCCAAGUUUAUAGCAGGCAGUAGCAAGCGUCUAAUUGUUGGUGGGAAUGGAGGCCAUGCUCUCUGCCUUCAUGAUGACCUGGAGGGAGGAUUCACAGAAUCCUGUGACACAUUCAAGAGUACGCCACUUUGCAAAAAACAUUUUAAGAUUCAGUCCCUGGAAGUAUGGGGAAUCCAGAACUCUAUUUCUUUUUCUCACUGUUUUUCUUCCAAGAAAAAUGUCUAAACAUUUUGCCAUUGAUGUCUACGUUGGCUUUAUGUUUUACUUGUUUUUAUAUAUAAAAAAAUACACAUAUUUGUGUGUUCUUUCCUAUUCCUGCUAUUGAGCAUAAUUUUACUAGAUUGGUCAAUGCACACGUGUCUUUUUACAGUGUUAUAUCACAUGCCCUGCAGGACUUUACAAACCCACAUAACAGGCUGGGGUGUCAGUUUCUGUAUAUGGACAAACAGUAGAAUGUGCCAUUUUGAAUGGAGCUUUGUGUGCUGCCAUAUGACCUUAAACUUUACCGUCAGUGAAAAUUAAAGCUCUUGUCUAUUUUUAUUAGCAACAUGGUGGAGAAUGAAAGUGUCAGAUUGUUUCAGCAAUGUAAUAAGCAGUUGUUGUUGUAGAGGAGCUGUGUGUAUUCCCAGUUGUUAAUUGAAAAGGUUUUUUUGUAUGAUAAUGUACUGAAUAAGAUUUUAACACCGGGAUAAUACUACGCAUUUUUGCAUUUCAUGAGCUGAUCAAACGUGUAAAACUUUGUAGCUUUACAAAGUCAAAACAUCCUGAUGGUUAUGUUCUUCAGUCAGCAUCAGUAAGGUUCUGCCUGUGUCUUCACGGACAAACCCAUCAGAUCUUACAUUUUAAAGGGACUGUAGCCUACCCAGCAGAUUCCUCCAACUGCCUAUAGAUGCCAACAUUCGAAUGUAUGAAUAGCAUUAUAAUCUGUCUGUUCCUGCGAUGACUACGUAACACACACACGCCCACUAGUAAUCUUUGUUGUCAGCUAAUAAUUGUGAUGUGGCUAAGUUUAGCUACUAACGUUAGCUAUCACUGAAUGUAUAGCCUAUCAUAAUCACACAACGACUCCAAAUUGUCACUUGACCCUUCUCUGAGACUGCUUUUGUGUAUGUGCCCGUGCUACAGACAUGUAGAUGUAUAUCAGACGGUGGUGAGAGUCCAUCGCCGGUUAGUUUAUCCAUGCCAAACAAAAAUUUACAACAAUUUUUAUGCAGUUACGUUUGUAUUUGUGGAAAAUAUAUAAUUUAUUUGUACAAUCACUUUUUUUUAAACCACUACUGGUAACAAAUCCUAGCUGCCGAUGGUGUUUUUAUAUUUUUUGGUGCCAAGAAUGUAAUUUAGAUUUAGUUGCACAGGUGAAUUGAAUUUAGUCUGGUACUUUAGUUUUGACAUUAAAAUCAGUAUUACUGCAUCCAAUGUCAGCGCUUUGCACAAAGUCCUGUGCUGCCAUGUUCAAAGACAGAAAGCACUGUUUGGCUUUCCUAUCAGCAGAUCAUGAGUGUCAUAUUUUAAAACCAGGGGUCAGACAGAUUUUAGCGCAGAUUUUGAGAUUUUGACUUUUGAAGGCUACGUCUUAAACUUUUGAUCACCUUCUGAACAGCUUGGCUUAGUUCAAAUGCAGUUUUCAAUAAAAUUCUGACUCUA
Dunckerocampus dactyliophorus (ringed pipefish) is the source of this 3639-nucleotide messenger RNA. RefSeq names its product TBC1 domain family member 24-like. Lineage: Eukaryota; Metazoa; Chordata; Actinopteri; Syngnathiformes; Syngnathidae. Bases 49 to 2220 code for a protein of 723 amino acids. The transcript is spliced from 11 exons. The record is from RefSeq and is a predicted model, not a curated record.